This is a messenger RNA of Apis mellifera (honey bee), 6554 nucleotides long. RefSeq lists its product as uncharacterized. The transcript is spliced from 7 exons. Gene Ontology annotation, molecular function: ATP binding; RNA polymerase II cis-regulatory region sequence-specific DNA binding; DNA-binding transcription factor activity, RNA polymerase II-specific. The record is from RefSeq and is a predicted model, not a curated record. Gene Ontology annotation, cellular component: nucleus. The coding region runs from base 4142 to 6019 and encodes 625 amino acids. Lineage: Eukaryota; Metazoa; Arthropoda; Insecta; Hymenoptera; Apidae. Gene Ontology annotation, biological process: regulation of DNA-templated transcription.
AAUAAAAGGAAAGAGGGAGAGAGAAUCAUAGAAAUGAGGAGGGACGGUCGACGGGACAGGUGUGAAACUACAGGUCGAAACUCGGCGGGCACCGGUCACGGUAAUCGAAUAUAUUUUUCUUUUAAUUGAAAAAUAUUGUCGCUUGGCCGUUUCGGCUGGUAAUUUUAUGGAGACAGGAUUUAAUUACACGAAAUCACGUCGAAUCGAACGAUAUAAUUAAAUACCUGUUUUUUGUGAAAAAUCCACGCGGGCUCGAGCGCGAGCGCUACCAUUUACACCGAAAAUAUUUGAAAUCCGCUCAAUAUCCCCGCUUCGAUCACAGCUUCGCGUGUAUAACCGUGUAUCAACGUCUUAGAUACUCCUCGAUUCCUUCCACGGAUGUGCACGAUUUGAAAAUUGCCCGGAACGAUCGACUCUUUGGAACAAGUUUUUCUCCUCGUCCCCUCUCUUUACGACGAACGCGCAAAGAAUUCGAGAAGAACCUUUGGAAAAAACACGUAUCCUUCCCUAUUCAGACGAUAUCGUUAAUUUUCAAUUUUACUGGCGUGUCGUUGGAAUACGUACGUAUAUUUAUAAAUAUACGUCCACCCUCAUUACUCGAUCAAAUGACGAUGAUCGCGAAAUUAUUGCACGGAUCUCUCACGGUUCACCGUGCACGACGUGUAGUGUUUCGAAAAUGGGGAUGAAAAGAGAGAGAGAGAGAGAAAGAAGAGAAAGAGAGCGAGGAAGAAAGGAAGAAAGAAAAAAAAGACGACGCAUCGGCCGAGGGUCGUGAAAUGUAUGACGAAAUGCAUCUUGGGAACUCGACAAUUUAGGGACGCGGAGGCGUUGCAUUGUGUUACCCAUAGGGGUGUGGAAUUGUAUGGGGGCUGCUCCCGUUCAGGGAUUCUCGUAACAUGCUCAACAGAUCCGUCAUGAUCGAUAGUCUUCUGGCGUCGGUCGAACGCGAUGCGUGGCCCGUUAACUUUAAUUUCCAGCGGCCGGAUUGCUCCGUAUCGUUUUGUCCACACCGAUAUUCCUCGAUAGUCCUUUCUCCAACCACCUCGAAAAAAACCUCCAAAACCUUAGCUCUUUCGAACGUGACGCCAUUGAUUAAAAUAAAAGAAUCGUCAUUUUUUUUUUUUUUUAAACUCGUAGAAUAUUUUUCAACACCUUUUCAUCGAAAUUUUUUCAUUUGCUUCUUACUUUUUGUAAAAUAAUCCUCCGACUUGUUCGCUCGAAUCAUUUUCGAUCUCUCGAAGGCCGCGUCGCAAUAACGAUAAUCGCGACCAUUCGAACAGGAAUCGCACCCUAGCAAUCUGGAAAGAUUCGUUUCUAGGUCCGUGCGCGCGUUUCGUGUGCACCAUUCCGGCAUUCGUGCGCGUAUGACGGCGACAUUAAGACAAAGUAUUCCCCUCUCUUUCUCUCUCUCUCUCCACCCCGUCCAACCCUCCAUCCCGUCUUCGUUGCUCGGGCCUGCACCCUCGAACAGCCCCCAUCGCGCAAUUCCCCCCCCGUAUUCCUCGGUGCUAAACGCAACUACACGAGGGACCUUUCUGCCGUCUUUGUUUUCCCUUUCUUCCCAGUGUCGUUUUGCAGGCUGGCGAGGGGAGGUCGUUGAACGAGAAAGGAAGCGGGAAAGGAAGCUCGAAAGGCCGGGGAGAGAGAAAAAAAAAGACAAUCGAAGAAGUGUCGGCGUCGAAGGAAGGAAGGCGAAAGAGCAAGCCUCCUCGUUAUCGGUGUACCGGGCCGACCGCAACGUGGAAAACGAUCCCGGCAACCGUGCAGUAAUUACACACCGAACAACCUUUCCUUUUAUUUUCUCUCCUCUCCUUUUCGCCCGCCUCGAAACCGCGGUUGGGGAUCGGUGUUGUGUUUUCGUUUUAAACGGCCCUCGUGCCCCCGUUCCACGGGAGGGACUUGUUCUUCUCGUGCUCGCGAGUGAGAGAUUGAGAGGAGAAAGAGAAGAGAGGAGAAAGAGGAGGAGGAGAGGCGAGAUCGUCGGAAGACUCGUCGUUUGGACGUUCGUGGCUAACGCACGUCUUCAAGAUGAUCCAGUGUUAAAUUAAUCGCACCGUUCGAAAAUGAGAAGAGAUCGCUCAGAUCGGCGUGGAUGGGAUCGCGACUCGAUGGAUCCCGGCGUAACGCGGAUUCGGACCAAGCUUCGACUAAUUCGUGACUGAUCGGUAUCGUUUGUUAACGCGAUUGCCGGGAGAUAAAUCGAAUCGAUGCGAGAAGCAGGGAGAGGAAGGGAGGGAAAAAGAAAUUCUCAAAGGGAAUUCUUCUUCUUCUUCUUCUCCUCCUUCUUCCUCCUCCUCUUCUUCUUCCUCUUCUUGUUGUUCUCUCCUUUCUCGGGGCAAAGGACAUUCCUCCGUUCCGAUUCUACGCGAGAGAAGAGAGGAAGCGAGGGAGGGAGAAGAGGAGAGGAGAGGAGAGGAGAGGAGAGAAGAGGAGAGGGAGAAAAAAGAGAGACAACGGGUGUGUUGUCAUCGGGUAGUCGCGAUCAGCAGGAGUAUAUAGCAUCAGGAUCGUGGAAGAGGGUGCAGCAGGAGAGAGAGAUUUUUCCCCACCGCUUGGAAAAACCAACCCCCACCACUCCCGCUUAGUACGGGCAGGCGGCGGUGGCGGCGGCGUGGAAGAGAGGCACGGAGGGGUAGGUUAGCCAGGGUGGUCUCGGUGGUGGCUGGGGGCGGCAGCCUCAAAAAUACACCGCAACCACACCGCGCGGCUCCACCGCAGAAGCCGCCAUCUUCCACCGCCGAACCGAAACGAGACCGCGCGAGUUAAACACCCUAUCCUACUUCCCCGUAGUGGAAGUUGCCGCUGCCACCCGCCCAAGUAUCAGCCACGAAGAAGUGUCUCUCGCCUUCUCGCCCCGUGCUCGAUCGCUGACAACCGAAGGGAAACCCCGAUAAUUUCGAAUUUCGCUCUUAGUCCGCGCGCCACUCCGUCCAUCGUCGUCGUGGCCGUCGUCGCAAGAAAAGAAGUUUCGCUUCGACCUCGCUCCGUCUCGAGCCAACGGGGAUCGAGAAAGAUCGUGUUCUUUUUUUUUUCUUUUUCUUUUCAUUCCACUGUUGGAGAUCGCCGGCGAGCGAAUCGGGAAGAAAUUUAGAGAGAAGAGAUCGAGAGGAGCGGAAUCUCUGGGACGAUUCCUCGAUUCUUUUUUGCGACGAUUCGAAGAGAAGUGCGCGGUGGACAUGGACAACGUAUUAUUGGCAAACAAAAACGGGUGACGAACGGUUUAAUCUUUAAAUUAAACGACGAGGAUAAAAGUGGAUCGAUGGUGGUGAACUACGCGGAGAGAGAGAGAGAGAGAGUUGGGAUACUUGGGAAGAAUAAUGUGCGUAUGUGAGAUUUGUGUUGCGGCUUGUGGGGCUGGCUUCGAGGAUCCCGAGUACAGAGUUAACACCUGUUAGAUGGUCGGGCAGAAGUGCUGAUGUGCGACAGGAACGUGGAGUAAUUUCGAUCGACCGCGGGACAUUGGAGGGAGGAAGAGGGAGAGAAAGAGAGAGAGAGAUUUCCAAGUGCAUCGUUUUACUAAUUUCGCGAGCAGUUUGACAUCGUGGUGGAGUUUCACUUCCGUCGAAUCGAAGUCGCGGAGAGCGUGCAUCCGAUCAAAGAAGAACGAAGAAACGAAGGGGGGAGGCCACGCGACGACCCCACGUCGAUUCCAAUAAAACGAAUUUUCUCCGCGACUUGGCAAUCCCCGAGACGAGACGAGAGGAGAAGAAGAAUUUGCAAACGGAUGCUCUUACCCCGUCGCGGGGAUAAUGAAAUAAGGAUCAAAGAGAUCCCGAGCCACGCGGGGCCGACCAGAAAUCACCAGGGAUCCCCUCCCCCCUGUUUAACCGAUCCUCCAGUUGUUCUAUAAUGAUCAUCUUUAUCGAUCCGUCUUUAUUAGUUCAACCUUAUCCGAGAUUAUUCGUUUAAACCUUUCCAUUUGAUUCUUUGGACGAAUCUUUGAACAGAUUUAAAAGAAAAGAAGAGAAAGAAGAAACACAAGGAUGAUAAGAGUAAAAUAAAUUUCUCGUGGCGGCAGAUGACAGAACGAUAGAAAGGAUCGAUUAAUCGGUGGGAUCGGAAUAAAAAGAUUGAGUCGAAUCGUUCGACGCUCAUCGAGGAGGGAAAUCUUGGCGGAAAAGAGUCCGAUGAUCCCGUUCUCAUGACGAAUCCUUUACGAGAUGCACGCCCCGAGGACCGGCCUCUAGGCUUGGACUAUCCCGACCCGAGAUUGGUUCGAAACGGCCACCAAGAGCACCAGGGGAACACCACCGCGCAUCAGAUCGGUGCAGCGAGGAUCAGACGGACCAGGACCUCGUCCACGAGGAGAAGAAUGCAUUUGGCGAACGAGGUUCCCCCGCAAGGAUCCACCGGUGGUAACAAUCUCCCCGAUUAUGCCCUCACCGCGGACCUGCUCACCGAGAGAACUCUCGACGGUCUCUUCGCCGAGCAUCCGGGAGAACUCGUGCGAACAGGCUCUCCUCACGUGGUCUGCACGGUAUUACCGGCGCAUUGGAGGUCGAACAAGACGCUUCCGGUAGCGUUCAAGGUGGUAGCCUUGGGCGAGGUCGGUGACGGGACCUUGGUGACAGUGCGUGCAGGGAACGACGAGAAUUGCUGCGCGGAGUUGAGAAAUUCCACCGCGGUGAUGAAGAAUCAAGUGGCCAAGUUCAACGAUCUUAGGUUCGUCGGUAGAAGCGGUAGAGGAAAGAGUUUCACCUUGACGAUUAUGCUGCAAACGUCGCCACCUCAGGUAGCCACCCUGUCUAAAGCAAUCAAGGUCACCGUGGAUGGACCGAGAGAACCUAGAUCGAAAACAAGGCACCAGGCUUUCCAUCCGUUUCAUUUCGGGCCUAGGCCUUUCCCUUUCGGCCACCCUCAGGAUCCCCUGGGAUUCAAGUUGACCGGUCUGCAACACCUGGGUCUGGAGCAAGGAGCCAGCCAAGGAUGGGGUGGAUUACCUCGGGGCUCUCUUCCGCCGCACUGUCUUCCGCCGCCUCCCGGUCACCAUUCGCAUACACAUCCCCCGGCAGCUGGUGCGUCGGCCUUCAAUCCCUUCCACCACAGCAUCGAGCAAAGAUCUCCCAGACUGCCUGGACCAAACUCUGAACCGUCCAGGAACGAUUUGGGCCCGAUCAGCGUGUCCGUGAGGGAGGUGACUCCGACCACUUCGCCUGGCAACCCUGGGCCCGGAUUGCUCACGACGGCCACGGUUGCGGCGCCCACGCCUCCGGCGGAACCCACCACGACCACCACAACGCCCAGCCCUUCGUCGGGCCAUCACUCUCACUUUCAAGGUCUUCACCUUCUCGGUGCGACGGGAUCUAUUUUCGGGUCGAUAUUCGCCCCCCUGUUGCCGCAAUCCUCUUGGCUCUACAAUCCUCUCUACCACACGCAGCAAUACGUGCUGGAGCCGGAGUGGCACGCUCUGGCGCUGAGAAUGGCGCAGCAACGGUUGCAGAGGCCCGACCAGGCGAGGGUCGAGGAGACGAGGAAGGUUCGGGCCGGCAGCAGUAGCCCGGAAUCGGCGUUGAGGGAGGCGAAAACUCGGCGGGACGACGAGGACAAUCGGGACCCGGCACGGGUUAGAUCCGGGCCGGACAGCCCCGAUGGGAGCAUAGAGGUGGACGAUAGGAACGAGCAAGAGUCGGGCAAGGAUCGGGCGAGGAGCGACGAGUCAGUCGGGGGCCAGGACUCGCCGAGGAUCUCGCCGGUGAGGAGCGACACGGAGGACACGACCGCGGACGCGACUGCGUUUCAGGAGGACGGGACGGCUCACCUUCGGCCGAGCAUGGAGAACUCGAACCUCGACCAAGAGGUCCUCGCGACGGACGGGCAUCAGGUCUCACGCAGGGAGUCGAAGAUCCGCCUCGAGGUGGGGACGGUGGAUCUCAGCACGAAGAACAAAGGCCAGGACAAGGAGAACGUGGGCCAAGAUCUGACCACCAAGAGGAAGGAGGAGGACACGGAGAGGGAAGCGGUGGUGCGGGGUAGAAGGGAGAGAAGCCCUAAGCCUAGACAGGUCUGGAGACCGUAUUAAAUUGGGCAGGGAGGAUCGAGGAUCUCCCUCCUCCUCCUCCUCCUCCUCCUCCCUCCCUCUCUUGUCGAAAUUUUCCCGAAAGUUGAUGAAACGAUGGUUGCAAAUCGUCGACCGUGAUCCGGACCUUGAUCGAUUCGAUGAAGACGCCCGGUUUGAACGGUUGUUCAUUCGAACGGUUGUUUACCGGUUCGAUGAUAAUCGGUAAGCGGGAUAGAACCGUAGACACCGUAUACGACGUAUACGGGUUCGAGAGUCGUACGGCUCGAGAGAACGGAGAGAGAAGCCUGGUCCUGGGACCAGGAAUUAUCAUGGACUCGAGGACUAACCAGGGUUUUUUCGUUCGUAUAUAUAUAUAUAUAUAUAUAUAUAUAUAUAUAUAUAUAUAUAAUAUGUAAAUACAUAAGCAACGUCCAAUUAUUAUUUAGGUUACUAUCUCGCGUGCGUUGUCAAGCGUACCCAUGUUAAAUACCCAUUGUCAUUUCGUGAGUGAGAUCAAUUAUCAAGUUAUUGUCAACGACGAACGAUCCUCGUUACA